Dreissena polymorpha is the source of this 2481-nucleotide messenger RNA. RefSeq lists its product as uncharacterized. Gene Ontology annotation, biological process: positive regulation of DNA-templated transcription. Gene Ontology annotation, molecular function: zinc ion binding; ubiquitin-protein transferase activity. The record is from RefSeq and is a predicted model, not a curated record. Bases 263 to 2239 code for a protein of 658 amino acids. The transcript is spliced from 2 exons. Gene Ontology annotation, cellular component: chromatin; nucleoplasm. Lineage: Eukaryota; Metazoa; Mollusca; Bivalvia; Myida; Dreissenidae.
UCGAGCGAACCUGAAUGUGAAUAAGGCACUGUGGAGUGAAUGUUGAAUUUCACAUCAGAGUGAAUGUGAUCUUUUUAUGAUCUCUCUAAAAUUAAUUACCGAACCACUCUAGCGAGUGAAUGUUAAUUUAGUGUCUACGAUUCAAGUUAAUGUUAAUCUAAUGAGUGUGAAUCUGAUUCAAGUGAAAGUGAAUCUAGUGAAUAUGAUCCGUUAAUUUACGGUGAAACUAAGCACACUGGUGUAAAAAUAAGUAAUCAUAACCAUGAAGAGAGUGAAAUUUAACCUUCAGACCGCCAAAUGUGGCCUGUGUCCUGAAUCGGAGAGGGACCCGCGUGGAGGGGUCUCGCCGACAGACGACCCAGAGGAGAAGGACUUGGUAUGCAAACCCGCCAGCGUCUAUUGUAAAACCUGUCGCGCAUUCGUCUGUGUCACAUGUCUACGUACCCACCGGAAGUUGGUCAUAACGGAAAACCACGUGAUCCUUAAUCGUGACCACGUACUUCUUGAUGAAACAAUCUCAAACGACAAAAGUGUAUCUGAGCGAGACGGCAAUCAAUCGACGACAAAAGUGAAUGAAACUCAAGAAGCAGGAAUUCUCAAGGAAAGUGUUGAGUCUAUAUUAGAAUACGAAAGACAAAGAUUGCAAGUUUUAAAAGAGUUGUCAAUGGGUCUUACAAAAGCAAAUAAGUUUGAAAGUGACCACGAAGAAAACAAUGCACAACUCACUGAAAUUGUAUUGGAUGACGAACCUGUGAAAAGAGAACAGGUUUUUAAUUUUUCAGAACUGUGUUCAGAACAUACCAUGCCAAUUAAACAUUUUUGUCAGUUUCAUAAACAACUUUGUUGUGAUGUUUGCAAAUUUGUGAAUCACAGGCUGUGUUCAACAAACGUGAAUUUUUUACCAAGUUUAAUCGAACGUGGGGAUGCUCUUAAAGCUCCGUUCAGAGAUAUAGAAGCACAGGUCAGAGAUUUUAAAGAAUACGAUAGAAAACUGCAAGGUGAUUUGAAGCAGUUACGGAAAUCUAAAGAUAUAUUUCUUCACGAUUUGAAGGAACAGAAACGCGAUAUUCUGAACUGGAUAAACCUCAUGGAGGUGAGAGCGAUAAGAAGACUGGAAAUUACUUUCGACAAAUGCAAGAGAGACAUUGAGGCGAAGAGAAGGAAAGCCAGGCAAGCGUGCGAGAGUCUCAGGGCUGAAAUAUAUUUUCUUAAAGAAAUCAUGACUGACAAUAGCCACGAGGACAUAUACAGGUUUAUUAAGAUCAAACGAGCGGAAAAUCACAUUGAGGAGAUAAGGAAGAAAAAAGAGCCACGAAAUCUUAUGGCCUCUAGGUUCAAACUGAAUUUGAAUAAGGAAUUUGACGAAAUAAAGAGAAAUGCUGAUCAAUUGUUUGAAAUUGGAAUUGAGAAGAAUGGUGAAACGAAAUACAACAUUCGAUUGAAAGAAGACGAAAAUGUGUCCAACAUUACCGGAUGUGACGUCAUGUCCUCUGGUGCGCUAGCCCUUGCGGACAGUAAUAACGCGAGGGUCAAAUUGUUCGAUUCGCAGAUAAAGCUUAUUGGACGGCUGUCCAUAUCGGGCGGCGUGUUUGAUUUGACAAGUAUCGGACCCAAUGCACUAGCCGUCACCUGUCCUUUGAAAGGAGCCAUUAACAUUGUUCAGAUACGACCGGAAAUGGAAAUUGUUAAGACACUGUCAACAGGAACAGGUACGUGUUGGGGCGUGAGGCACCACGAUGGUCUGUUCGUGGUUAAUUGCUCAGCAUCCGGUCGGUCCUUAAUUAGAGGGAUUGACAUCGAAUCGUCAAUUGUGUUCCAAAUUAAUACGAAAUGCAAUUUCUUUUCGGACAUUCAGUUUCCGGAUGAAGGCAUUCCUCGCAUUUUGAUUGCAUCUGUGACGUCAUACACAGAAGGAAACGAGACGGACGAGAUGCUAUUUUUCGACGAGUACCACGACCCACAGAGAUCUGAUGUUGUUGUAAGGGAAUAUAACUUGUUAAAGAGUUUGCACACGCGCGGUGUGACGUCAGAUCGCUUCGGUAAUAUUGUCGUCUGCUGUAAGGACGUGGACCAAAUUUAUACCAUUUCCGGUUCCGGUGGUGACGAGGCGGAGCUGCUUCUAGCGGAACCAGACGGCCUUGCUGCACCACAAGCGAUAUGCUACAAUCAGGACAAGACUCGCCUGUUUGUUACGUCAGAAAAUACGGAUUUUAUUCAAAUAUUCGAUUUUGAACGCUGAAACAUUAAGAUAGUAUUUAUGUUUGCGUACAAUAUUGGCUUAUUAUCUCAUUCUUAGCAGAGAACAAAAUCGUUGAACUAUUCAGACACAUAUAAAUGACACAUAUAAAUGAGCAUGGCGUGAUAUAUACAAUAAAAUAAAAGAAAUGCACAAUAACAUGUAACCAGUUUCUCUUGAAAUCUUGAAUCUUGAAAAUAAAAGACGUAUUUGCUUGUGUAACUGUUUUUAUGUCCGUGUAGGCU